ACUGCCUUUAGGUUAGGGUAAUAAACAAGCUCACGGGAUUGAUAUCAGACGUUUUUGGCACUAAGAAGUAAGAAUUGCUGUGAUUUAUACAAUGGAUAAUGGAUACUUCAUGUGCUUCCAAAUCCACAAUCAUAAAAGAGAUGCAAGAACUUCAGGACACAGUGAGUCUGUACUAUCGCAGGGUGGAUGUAAUUGAAAAGAAGUUAAAAUCAUCUUACAUUUCAACAGAAGAGAGGCAAAGUCUUGAAAACGAGCUGCAAGACAUUACAAAGCAGUGUUCUAGUCUGGAAGAAUCCAUCAAAGGCCUUCGUAGAGAAAAUAGCAAAACAUUUGCAUUUGCAGUAUUAUUAAUGUUCUUUAGUUUCCUAGGCUAUGGGUUAUAUAGAAUGGUGUAUGGCCAUGAUGAUUAGGUAAGAUAUAUUUACAUGUUGAUCAUUGCUCGGUAUCCGAGUUCAAAAAAAUAUUGUUCUUCUCGUAAUCAGAAGGUUGCUGUUUGAUCUUGAGGAAAGUAGUUUUUGCAGUGUUCAAAACUGAAUCAAGCUGUCCUUGAUGUGGUAUUUAAAGGUAUUAAACCUUUAAGGUAUUUAUAGGUUUAUGUAAAGGUUAUUAUGGUAAGAAUUAUUUACCAUGGUUUUAAAUUAUUCAGAAGUAACUGGCUGAAGAAACAACUGAUCAAGGUUGUCAAUUUAAGUUCUUACAAUACAGUACUUGUUGGCUGAUAUUCACUGAAAAGAAAAGUCCCAUAAUUAAUCUGUCUGCUUGCACAAUAUGACUCGAGAAUGCUUAAGCACAUAUUGAAAUUUUCUUAAGUUGAGGUAUGACUGUCUAGAGCUGUCAGUCACAUUUUAUUCUUUAGAUGGAAACAACACACCAAGACAAUGAGAAGCACAUUCUGAUUCUCACACAUUAAACAAAUUGCUUGGCCAAGUAUGAAUGGCAUAACUUGGACCAGUACUACACAAAGUUUUGUUCCAAACUAAACCUAAUUUACAAAUUAAUAUAUUUUCACCCCCAGUAUCUUGAAACGUUUGCUAUGAACCCUUUGAAAUGCAGCUUACCACAUAUCUAUUCAUCCCAACAACUUUCACCUGGCUGGUGAGACAGUACUCGAGGCAGCUCAGCCAUUGAUAGUACCUGACGUCUACAACACUAGCAACUCUGGUUAACCCAAAGCCCAAUCAUUGUAUAGUUUUAAGCAAAGUUUUAUACUAUCAUUUCCUCGCUUUAUAUUAGUUAUUCUCUCAUAGGUAAUAAUUGGUUAGUUGAUUGGUUGGUUUGACCCCUUUGUUUCAACAAGUAAAGGUAGAUUCACACACAUUAGUCCAGUCACAGUUCAGCCUCAGUUGCAUCCGCAAUUUCUCAAGGCCUGUUUUGCCAGAAGCGUCUGAUACUGAUAAUCGCUCAGUGUAUAUAGCUCAGGCCUUUUUUGCCAGAAGCCUCUGUUCCUUGCGAUUAUUUGAUCAGAAAGUGGUUUUCUUCAGCUCUGUUUGUAAAAUGAGCUGUAAAUAGCAAUAGUGAAGUGUUUGUAAACUAAGGAAGAGCAUGAUGAAGAGAUUUUAGGAAUUUUGUCCAAACCAAGGGAAGAAGUACGUUCCAUGUUUUUAAAAAGACCUGUAGAGGGAUAUUAUAAAUUAUAAUAGAAAACAACCUUUGUUCUGAUGAGACAAAGUUUCACAAGUUUUUCUGGCUUGAUGUUACACAGUUCAAAUGUGUGCUAUUAGUUUAGUCGAAAAUGAUUUACACAACAAAACAUUUUGUCUUUCAAAGCAGUGUGCAGUGAUUGACGAGGAGCGAUCAUCGCUCAGCAGUCAGACACACCAGCCGCUUCUGGCAAAACAGGCCUUCAGUAAACUGUCCGACAGUUGGUUUCAGUCAGUCUUCUGGUACUUAAUUUACAGUGAGGUUAGAGUCAAGAUUUGAUUUUUUAUUAAAGCACAACAUUCUAUCAAUUUUUCAUCGCCUAUCUUGAUGAUUAUUACAAACAGCACUUAAAAUAUAAACACAAUUAUUUAAAUAACAAAAACACAAUUUUUUAAAUGUCAAACAUGUAAAUCACACAUGUCAAGAGUCCCAACAACCCCAAAAUAUCGGUUGGAGGAAAUCUGAAAUUGACUGCAGAGCGACUGACGGAACUGCUCCGUAUGAGGGUUGAUAGCGUAAAAGAAAUUUGUUGACUGCGAUGUGUCUGAACUGUGACAUACCGGAACUGAUGUGUGUGAAUCCACCUUAACUGGUAAAUUUAGAGGUGCUGAUUCUAUAAAUUAUGAAAUUUAUAGUUGUAAACAAUACUGUGAAAAAUGUAACUUUAUUAUAGCUACUGCAGUAAUAACAUGAUUUAUCACUAGUAUACUUGUAUAUUGUGUAUAUAUAUUUAAAAGUAUUAAUUGAAUAUUUUAUAUGUUAUAAUUGAUAGUUUAUGUAAAUAAAAUAUAGGCUAAUAUCAAUAUCACUUAUGUUUUUAUUUUACACAUAAAAUGUUUUUAAGGUGUUAAGACGAUGUUUGAUUAUUUAUAUUUAAUAAAUUUACAAAUUGGUCCUCAAUUUGCACUGUGUACUACUUACAUUCUUCCUAGUAUGGCAUCAUUUCUUAGAAAGUGGAUUAUAGCAGCAAGAUAUAGUAGUUUUUACCACUAGAAGUGAAUGUGGCUCUUUUUGUACCAAAAAGACACUAGGUAACUUUUCUUCCAUGUGACAAACAACUAUUUUCAUCAUACUGUGGAAAUAACCUUCUAAUCGUUACAAAAUUAGACCACAUAAUUUGAGGUUAUACAAGGUCAUCAUCAAUGUUUACACUUUGGUUGUUUACAAACAUAGCUUAAAUAUUGUGUAAUUAAU
Messenger RNA from Macrosteles quadrilineatus (aster leafhopper), 2835 nucleotides. RefSeq lists its product as uncharacterized. The transcript is spliced from 3 exons. Lineage: Eukaryota; Metazoa; Arthropoda; Insecta; Hemiptera; Cicadellidae. The record is from RefSeq and is a predicted model, not a curated record. Bases 99 to 410 code for a protein of 103 amino acids.